This is a messenger RNA of Prorocentrum cordatum, 1313 nucleotides long. NCBI's taxonomy places the organism in Eukaryota, Dinophyceae, Prorocentrales, Prorocentraceae. The record is from the annotation of a GenBank genome assembly.
GGCUCAGGGCCGCUGGGGCCUCCAUGGCCCCAUGCCGCGCCGCCCCGCCCCUCGCCCCGAGACGGCCCCCAUGGCGGAGGACAUCGACGCGCUCCUGGACGAGCGGCCGGUGGGCAUGGCCCCCUCCCGCAGCCUCGAGGACGUCCUGUCCGCACGCCGGCAGCCGGCCGAGAAUCUGGCCGCGCUGCGGGACGACAUCACCGCGGCCAUCCAGCAGACCGUGUCGGAGAUGCAGGCCAUCGGGUCGCAGCUCGAGAGGGCCUGCAGGGAGGAGAUCGAGCGCGGCGCCGACGAGACGCGUGGGGAGCUCCAGAAGCUGAGGCAAGAAUUCCAGCAGCUCCUCGGCAGCGGCGAGAACUCUCAGAUUAGGAGCUCCGCCAGGAUGGGCAGGCCCUCCGCGAUGGCCGGCAUGAUGGGCAACCUCUCGUCCGCCAUCUCUGGGAGGUGGUUCGCCGCAGGCGACACCAAGUUGGACCCGCAGAGGGGGACCCUCGAGCGGUCGGGCACUAUGACCGAGGAGGAGUUGAAAGAGAAAACGGCCCGCCAGGAACGCGUGGCGGCGCUCCCGCCGCGCAUGCAGGCGCGGGCCAACGCGCGUCCCGACAGCCGCCCCGCCGGCGGAGACGGCCCCCUGCAGUUGAACGUCCCUAGCGGCCCCGAGUCCUGCUCCGACGACGAGGACGAGGACGAGGACACCGAGAGCUCGGAGGGCGACGGAUCGCCGACGGCGCCGGCGCCGCCAGAGCGCACGGCCCUGGUGCUGCAGGACGACCGGCCGGCCUGUCCGCCUGUGGGCCGGCCGAAGACGCCCGGCGACGCGCCGCCCGUCUUCGAGGAGGAGGCGUUCCCGCCGCCCCGCGGCUCGCCCGGCGGCUCGCCGAGCAGCCGGCGCGAGGCCGCGGUCCGCGGGGCGCAGGCCGCCCGGGUGCAGCCGGCUGGCGGCGCCGCCGAGGCGAUGGAGCUCCCUGGCCUGGUCAGCCGGGCGUGGGGGUCUGCCGCCACUGGCCAGGGCGAGGCCUGGCCCCCGGAGGCACCGUGCGGCGAGGGGCCCCGGGCGGGGCGCGCGGGCCUGCGGGCCGCCGCGGGGAGCGAGCGCUCGGAGGAGCUGGGCCCGCGCGUGACCUUCUGCGGCGGCGACGACGGCGGCGACUGCAGCAGCAGCAGCACGUCCACCGUCAGCGCGGCCUGGUCGGAGGCGAACGGCGGCGGCCGCGGCUCGGGGCGCAGGGCUCCGGACCCGAGGCUCAGGCCCCAGGACUCCAGGCUCUCGCUGGCGCUCGAGCUCGGGAAGUCCAGGAAGAAGACCCGCAGGA